Austrofundulus limnaeus is the source of this 2375-nucleotide messenger RNA. RefSeq names its product solute carrier organic anion transporter family member 5A1. Gene Ontology annotation, cellular component: basolateral plasma membrane. Gene Ontology annotation, biological process: transmembrane transport; sodium-independent organic anion transport. NCBI's taxonomy places the organism in Eukaryota, Metazoa, Chordata, Actinopteri, Cyprinodontiformes, Rivulidae. Gene Ontology annotation, molecular function: protein binding. The record is from RefSeq and is a predicted model, not a curated record.
UAGUUGACGUUCCCAGACCGGAAAUACAUUUCAAAACAAAUCACACGGAAUUUUGGCUCUUCAUUUAUACAUAAAGUGUGCCUUGCCUUGUUUGUCCUAAAGUUAAGUUAAUUUUGAAAUUAUUUAGGUAUUAUGUUAAAAUAAAACAUUCGCAGAGGGGCAAAAAAACUGUUAAUGUUAGGACUAAUCUAAACUAGGAGCUUUAGCUCACGCUAAUUUGUGCGACUUUUAUUUUGAAGUGGAGUUUUUCUGUUUCCGGCGGGGUUAACGGAAGCUUACUGCAGUUGUUUUGAAAGCUGUGACACCAGCUGAGCGGCACUGCGGACCUAACUGAGGAUGACGACCUGUCAGUGACGGCCUCUCCCCGCCCGCUGGGAGCACAGCUGCUGCGGUGAUAACAGCCGGGGUUGCCCUUGACUCGCGCCGGGAGAGGAGGAGGAGGAGGAGGAGGAGUUUGGGGGGUGAAGCCGGGCAGGGACGCGCUGUGUACUUAUGGAAGUGACAUUGACCGACCCUCGUUGGCAGGACUGUCGGGGAUGCUGUCCGGUCUCUGCAMAGUGAUCUCAUCCCAGCCGGCCGCGGAGCAGCAGCGUCCCGCAGACGGAAGCAUCCUGACCGCUGGAGCUCCGCUGGUCGAGCUGAGGAGGCCUGAACGCUCCGGAUUAGAUGGUGUCAGAAGGCAAGUGUUCACGACUAGAUAAACCAAGUGUCCGGAAGCUGUCCUGCCUGCACUGCAGAUAAGCUGGAGCUGCAAGCAUUCUUUUCUUGCAGCUGUCUUUUUUUUUUGGGGGGGGGGCCUCUUAAACUAGCAGGGGGAGUAAAUGCUCAGAUGAAUUAAACAUAUGAGCAUCAGCCUCUGAACUGUAGAGUUUUAACCCUUAAGCUUAAAAAGAUUAAAAUAAUGGCUGACCAGGAGGAAGCUGAGCUGUCAGAGUCUCUUCAGAAGGAGGAUGGGUUUUCCAGUGAAGUGGAGGAGCCGGCCAGCAACUUCAAAUCUCAAAGUUUGCCUGUUUUAAAUGAAGCAGGGCCUCAAGAGAACACGCUGCUGGAUAAUACGGCUCGUAUGUCCAUAACAGCAGAGGAGAGCACUGAAUUCAUCCAGCUGCCAACCAAGACCGAGUCUUUCCAGCCCGAGUCCCCUACGAGAGCGAACUACCUGCCAAAGCCAGGGAAGGCAGCCCUGAACAGGCCAAGCUCCUACAUGGAGAACACUGAGAUCCGGAGGAGUAAAACCCUGGCCAGGAAGAAGCCGCCGAGCUUCGUCGCUUCAAGACUAGCUCAGAUCCGCCUGCCCAGCAGAAAACACCUGAGAGUGAUCUUACAGGACUCCCGCUGCUUCCUGUUCUGCAUGUGCUACCUGACCUUCAUCCAGUCCCUCAUGGUGUCGGGCUACCUCAGCAGCGUCAUCACUACCAUCGAGAAGAGGUACAGCCUGAGGAGCUCAGAGUCGGGCCUCCUCGUCAGCUGCUUUGACAUCGGGAGCCUCUUGGUGGUGGUCUUCAUUAGCUACUUCGGAGGCCGGGGUCAAAGGCCACGUUGGCUGGCGGUGGGAGGGAUCCUCAUAGCCGUCGGCGCCGCUCUCUUCUCCUUACCUCACUUCAUCUCCCCGGCCUACCAGAUCCAGGAGGUCAACUCGUCCUCGGCCAAUGAGGGCCUGUGCUUGAACAGCAACGCCAGCGGCAGGGACCGGGUCGACAUCGCUUCCUGCCCCAGAGACCAGGACGGCAACGAGCAUCACCUGUACGUGGCGCUGUUCGUCAUCGCCCAGAUCCUGGUGGGCAUGGGGUCCACGCCUAUCUACACGCUGGGACCCACCUACCUGGACGACAAUGUCAAGAAGGAGAACGCCUCGUUGUAUCUGGCGAUCAUGUACGUGAUGGGAGCGCUGGGCCCAGCAGCUGGUUACCUGCUGGGAGGAGUCCUCAUCGGCUUCUACGUYGACCCCAAAACUGUCGUCAACAUUGACCAGAGCGACCCUCGCUUCAUUGGCAACUGGUGGAGCGGGUUCCUGCUGUGUGCUGUGGCCAUGCUGCUGGUCAUAUUCCCCAUGUUCACCUUCCCCAAGAAGCUUCCUCCUCGACACAAGAAGAAGAGGAGGAAAAAGCUGAGUCUGGACGACCUGUCCAGUGAUGACGACGUCCUGAAGGAGAAGAGCAACAACAAAUCCCAGACGGUCACCUCAGCCAUGGGUUUUGGCAAAGAUAUUAAAGACCUGCCCAAAGCGGCAGUGAGGAUCCUCAGCAACGUGACUUUCCUGUUUGUCAGCCUCUCCUACACCGCAGAGAGCGCCAUCGUCACCGCUUUCAUCACUUUCAUCCCCAAGUUUAUUGAAUCCCAGUUUGGGAUCCCAGCUUCCAACGCCAGCAUCUACACCG